Molecule: messenger RNA, 12644 nt
Organism: Loxodonta africana (African savanna elephant)
Lineage: Eukaryota; Metazoa; Chordata; Mammalia; Proboscidea; Elephantidae
Gene: ST3GAL1
Product: ST3 beta-galactoside alpha-2,3-sialyltransferase 1
Exons: 8
Coding region: 6625-7647 (340 amino acids)
Biological process (GO): sialylation
Cellular component (GO): membrane
Molecular function (GO): beta-galactoside (CMP) alpha-2,3-sialyltransferase activity
Source: RefSeq, a predicted model, not a curated record
ACCACUCAGAUUGGAUUAGGACCCCCUACUCCUAUUUGACCUCAUGUUAAAUGAUAACAUCUUCAAAGACCAGAACCCUAUGGAGCAGUUCUGCUCUGCACACGUGGGGAUGCCGUGAGUUGGAAUCAACUCAACAGGAACUCACAACAACGAGGAGACUAAUUCAGCCUCCUUUGUCACUUUACAAAGGCCUUGUCUUCUUUGUCUCCCCCGAACUCCAGCUUUCAGCCCCUCUGCCUGCCUCCACUUCCAACUCUCUCUGGCAAGUGCAGAAGCUUGAAGCUAUUGCCAGCAGGCUUAGUCGGGUCAUACACUGCAAGGGGGUAGGUGGGGAUGGCUAUGGAGGAGGCAGAAAUGCAUGUGAACCUAGGUGUCUCCCCCAGUAGCCUGGUUAUUGGCAAGUUAGACUCUGAAAAAUGGAUAGAAGAAUUUAACUCACUCAUAGUAGUUGUGAAAUUAAAAUUUGGAAUGGUUCCUGGCAUAUAGUAGGGGCUCAACAAUGAACAGUCUUAUCCCUUGAAGAGAGUGGUCCUCCAAUGCUAAUGAGAGUCAGGAGAUCCUGGCGAGCUUCUUAACAGUAUGGGCCUGAUUAAGAGUAUCGGGGAUGAGGCCCACUGCUCUGUGCGACUUGUCUAAGAGUGGACUCUGGAGAAGCAGUGAGGUCCCGGACGUCUGCCUAGCCUGUAUUCCCUGUGUCUCUUGUCCCUGGUAUCUCCACCUCCUUGCUCACUGGCUCCUUCUUGGCUCUCACAGUGGGACUCCCCUGUGCAGGUUAUCUCCCAACUGGCAUUACAGGUUAGUUCUUGAAAAAUUGGUGUCCAGGCUGUGGGUCAGCCCCAGGUUGGCCCUGAGAGAGGGCCCUGAAGGAGGAACAAGGAGCCUGUGGACUCCUCGCCCCCUGGUCCUUAUCACAGCCGAUGUGCACUUCACCAAGUGCCCUGGAAUAAUGCUUGUUGAUGUUAGUCACUGUUGAGUCUAUUCUGACUCAUGGUGGCUCCAUGCAUGUAGAGUAGAACUGCUCCAUAGGGUUUUCAGGGCUGUGAUCUCUCAGAAGCAGAUCACCAGGCCUGUCCUCCAAGGCGUCUCUGGGUGGAUUCAAACCUCCAAACUUUCAGCUAGUCAAAAAACCUCAAACCCACCGUUGUCAAGUCAAUUCUGAUUCAUAGUGAUGCCAUAGGGUUUCCAAGGCUGUAAAUCUCUACAGAAGUAGACUGCCACGCCUUUCUCCCACAGAGCCACAGAUGGCUUUGAACCACCAACCUUUCAGUUAGCAGUCAAGUGCUUUAACUAUUGUGCCCAGUGGUUAACCAUUUGCACCACUCUGGAACAAUGCUAACAGAAAGGAUACCCCUGGCUAACAUUUAUUGAUAUGCUCCUUACAUGCGUUUUCUAGUUCCUUCUUACAACCUUGUGAGGUCAGGUACUUUUACCAUCCUCAUCACCAAAUGAGGAGACAAGUACCAAGUGGUUAGAAAACUUGCCAAAGACACAGUUAGCCAAUGCCACAGCCAUUUACCAAGUCAUUAUUUGUUUGUCACUUAUGACCGGUAGGCUUAGUGGGGCACGAUUUCUUCUUCUCUUUCGUCAUCAUCAUCGUUUCCACUCUACAGGUGAGAAAACGCUGGUGUGACAGGAGCUGGGUCCUAGGCGUGCAGGUGCUGGGUGUCAGGAUCGCCCACGGGAGCUGAAGGUGGAGAGGGGUAGAACUUGGUCAUCUCAGUUCUGUCAUGUGCGUGCAGUGUCCCGGCCACACUGCUCCCGGCCCCUGCGGUGCUGAGGGGUGAUGAUAGCACAGAGAAUGGAGCGGGGAGGGCUUCUUGUGUAAGGCGGGGGCUGUGACUGGGGAGCUUGUGUGGUUGGACCGGGUGCCCUUCAAGGUCGUGUCAACCCUGGUCAAGUCUCUGUGUUUGAACUCAGGAUGCUGCUUAGGGUAAAACUUAUGAGCGUAAAUGUUGGGCUUUGGUAGUCAAGACAACCUUGGCUUUGAAUCUCACCUUUGCCAAUUUCUUACUGUGUGGCCUUGAACAAAUUACUUAACUCUUUCAGACCCUCAGUUUCCACAUCUGUGAAAUGGGGCUAAGAGUACCGGCCUCAGAGGAUUGCCAUGAAGACUGAAUGGAUUCAUGCACAUGAAAUAUUUAGCACAGUGCUGGCUGCAUGGUCCACACUCCAUCCAUGGUAGCUAUUCCUGUUUUAUUGUGAUGAAAAAACACAUAACGAAACAUUCCAUCUCAACAAUGUCUUCAUGCACAGUUCAGUGACAUUGAUUACAUUCUUUAGGCUCAUGGUAGCGAUUCAUAACAAUAGUAUCUCCCCGAGUAAAUCAGCCAGACCUCAGCAUUUAACCUUCGAAUGCAAAAAAUCCACUUCAUUAUUAGGAAUCCAACAAGUUGAGCCCAUUCCAGAGAGGAAAACUAUAAGAACUCAGCGAAAGCUUUCCCAGCCAAACCAACACACCUGCUUCCUGCCUAAAGCUCCGUUCUGUUCUGAUUUCAGCACAGCCGGAUUGGCUUCCCCACCUCUGGGCCUUGAGGGAGGCAGGUGCAACAAGACCCUAAAAGAGGCGGGGGAGCUUCCCCAUUCAGCUUCCUGCACCCAGAGCAUGGCCAUGUCGGGUGGUUCCCACACCCAGAAUCUCUGUCCCUAACCCCACUCUCUGCACGAUGCCUGUCCAACCUCCCACCACUCACACCAGGCUUUUCUAUUCUCUCACCCUCUGUAACUGCCCUCGCUCCUUCCUACUUCUGGGUCACCUGUCUCCAUUACAAACUGUCUGGCCAGAUAGUCUCAGUCUUGAUCUCACUGUCCUGAUCAUCGGGUUCUAGAUUGGAGUUCAGAUUAAGAAACCCGCACACACCCACUUGUACAGCUAAGAGUUUCCUCUGGGUACAGAGUGGUAUACAGAGUGGCCCCGUGUUUGGUGAGACCGGUGUUGCCCCUCCCAACACAGUGGCUUCUCAACGGCAGAAGCCAGGAGCGUACUGUUGCCCCUGCCAACCCAGAGCGCAGGGUUCGGCACAGCGCAGACAUUGACUCAGCAAGGCUGGUGUGAAAUAAAUGGUGUUAGUCCUGGAUUUGACCAUAGAGUUGAGUGAAGACCUAGGCUAUAAUUCAGGCUCCAAUCUUUACUAGUAAUAUGACUCUGAGCAAGUUCCUUAAUCUUCUCAGCCUCCGUUUAACCAGUUGCCAUUGAGUGGACCCCAACUCAUGGGGACCCCCGUGUUUCAGCGUAGAACUAUGUCCUAUAGGGUUUUCAAUGGCUGUGAUCUUUUGGAAGUAGAUCUCCAGGCCUUUCUUCCGAGGCUUUUCUGGUGGAUUCAAACUGGCAAUCUUUUGUUUAGUACCCAAGCACUUAACCAUUUCCUCUAGCUAGGGACUCUAGCCUCAGUUUACUCGUCUGCAAAAUGGUAACAAUAAGUACACAUAGCACAGGACCGUGUAAGGAUUAACCGAGCCUUUGAGAACAAGGCGUGUAGUUUAGCAAAGUGCUAGUAAGCACUUGAAAAUAUCAUCUGCUGCUUACUGUUGCUACUGCUGUUUUUACUUUAUUAUUGUUACUACUAAAGUGCUUCCACAUUGUUGUUCGUUGCUGUUGUCCAGUGUUCAACACAACCCUGCAAAGUAGCUGAAGCAGUACAGCCUCCAUUUUCGUAACGAGUAAACUAACUCAGAGAAAGGCUGUUUUUCUAAAAUGCCACAGCUUGACUUGACCCACUUCCCUGGCUGGCACCUCUAGCUGCAGGCCACACAGGUUAGGAACAUGACAUGACCCCAGGCCUCUGAGGAAAGACUCCUGUAAUUUUAAAAACACGGCAGUAUUGUCAUCCGAGCCGUGUUCCUAAUGACUCAGAUGGUCACGUUUUGCUUGGGGGGAAAAAGCUAUGAUUUACAAGGCUAUGACUCUGCUUCUCCGGGAAUGAUGUGGCAUUUUAUUUCCUAUCCCCUGCCCCACCCCGAGAAGAAACACAGUUGGAAAACACAAUCUCCUGUGAGGUUUAUUGUAUGACAUUAUGCAGUAGAAAGGCGCUUCAGAUGGCACGGGGAGCUGCAGAUGGUGGCUGCAGCGAUGGGAACCAAGGGGGAACGAUUCUUGGAUCCAAAACAGGAGAAGAAGCAGAACACAACCAUUGCUUCUUUGGCUGGAAUUUGUCCUAAUCUUCUGUGCUCCAACUAGAGUUAGUAGAAAUGAUUCCUGCCUCCAAGUCUCCUGGUUUAAGCCCUGCUUAAUGCCUGGAUGGAAACCCUGGUGGUGUAGUGGUUAAGAAGUACGGCUGCUAACGAGAAGGUUGGCAGUUCAAAUCCACCAGGUGCUCCUUGGAAGCUGUAUGGGGCAGUUCUACCCUGUCCUCUAGGGUCACUAUGAGUCAGAAUUGACUGGACGGCAAUGGGUUUUGUUUUGUUUUGGUUUAGAGCCUGGGUUGGCACCUCAUAGCCAUCCAUUGAAUAAAUAGAGUGAAGGAGAUGGGAUGGGUCAGCACAGGAUGAGAGCAGGUCAGCAUGGUGGUGGAACAAGCCCAGAGUCGGAAGACUUAGGCCACACUCCAAACACACUGCUCCCCAACCAUGUGACACUGAUGGAGCCCGCCUCUCUGGGCUUCAGCUUCCCCUUUUGUGAUCUUGGGAAGUCACCUGAGCUUUUCUGUGUCUCUCAUAAAAUGGAGAUAAUAUCUAAUUUGUCUUCCGUGUAUGGCUCAUGUGUAUGUACACACUCCACAAAUUUGUAUUAAAUGUAGGGUUACUGUAUGACCUCACCAUUCUGCUUCUAGGCCUAUACCCAAGAGAAAUAAAAACAUAUGUCCACACAAAAACUCAUAUGCGGAUGUUCGUAGCCGCACUAUUCACAGUAGCCAAAAGUGGAAACAACCUCAAUGUCCAUCAGCUGACGAAUGGAUGAACAGAAUGUGGUGUGGCCAUACAAUGGAAUAUUAUUCAGCCAUAAAAGGGAAUAAAGUACUGAAACAAGCUACCAGGUGGAUGCACCUGGAAAACAUUACGCUGAGUGAAAGAAGCAAUAGGCCACAUGUUGUGUAAUUCCAGCCGAAUGAAAUGUUCAGAACGGGGAAAUCUAUCAAAACAGAGUAGAUUAGUGCUUACAUAGGCCUAGAGGGGAUGCAGCGGGGGGAAGCUAUAGCUAAAGGAUACAGAUUUCUUUCUGAGGGGGUGAAAAUGUUCUAAAACUGAAUGUGGUGCUGUUGUUUUGUGUCCUCAAGUCGAUUCCGAUUCAUAGUGACCCUAUAGGACAGAGUAGUACCGCCCCAUAGGGUUUCCCUAGGCUGUAACCUUUAUGGGAGUAGAUCACCAGGAGCCCCUGGUGAACUUGAACCACAGACUUUUUGGUUAGCAGCUGAGUGCUUAACCAUUGCGCCACCAGGGCUUCCUGAAUGCGAUGUAGGUUUUACAUAUCUGUGAAUAGGCCAAAAACCAAUGAAUGUGUAUAAAACCAAAACCAAACCCGUUGUCAUCAAGUCAGUUCUGAGCCAUAGUGACCGUAUAGGACAGAGUAGAACAGCUGCAUGAGGUUUCCAAGAAGUGGCUGGUGGAUUUGAACUGCCUGCCUUUAUGGUUAGCAGCCAUAGCUCUUAACCACUGUGUCAGCAGGGUUUCCAUGCAACACAAACAGGUGCUUGUAUAAAACAUAUUUGACCUGCGCGAAGUCCCCGACUUACAACGGGGUUCCGUUCCAAACACUCCAUCGUAAAUCAGUUCUGCCGUGAGUUGAAUACUUCUUUAUUAUUUUUACCUUUUAUUAUCAGUAUCUUUAUAAAUCGACCUUUGAACACCUGUGAGUGAACAUCUGAGAAUGAUAACAUCAGCUACAACACUGUAUGUGGGACAUACUGCUGACGAUAAGAUGUACAAAAAGCAAAACAGACAGUUCAGGUGCCGUCUUCAGACUCCACUUUUCUGAACCGAUAAUGCCAGUAAGAAGUAAUUAGCAUCCCCAAGGGCUGUGACAAGCUGAUGCUUCAAGCCUUCUGGCCAAGAUACUUGCAUCUGAGGACCGAGAUGGACGAUUUCUCAGGCUACUGAGAUGACAGACAACUCUCAGUGCCUUCCUCACGUCACUGACAGCAACAUGGAAGAGACCAGGCUGUAAUUAAGGAUAACAGCAAACCGUACUUUCUGGAGGAGGGUGGCAAAGACAGCUUCCUGUCAUCCUGCACCAAACACACUUCCUUCGAGGUCCUCAUCCCUGAGGGGCCCUGGACCAUCACGAAGAUUAGAAAAAGAUUAACUACCCCUCAAUCUCUUUAGAUGAGAAAGGAAAUCACUGUUGUUACAUUUGAUUAAACUUCAGCAAGAGACUUUAUCAGCUCUGUCGGGAUUGCUGAAGGCAGCAGGCUACUUUAUUUCCUGGAAAGACAAGUUACAUGCAAGAAGAGCCAACACACCCUGAGUGGUCUGCUUAGCUUUUGUGAUGCCCACGGUGAGGUCCAGCACUCAGGGGUAGCUGUCUCCCAGCAGCAGUGAAGUCGGCAAAAGCAGGCCUGAAGCUUCCGUGGGAAUCCCAGCCUUCCCUUCUGAUCGAGCCUCUGGCUCUGGGACCUUUCAUCCAAAUUCCUCUGCCAUUAAGAGUGUUUCCUCCAACCCGCCACUGGGAGGUGCCCAUCAGGAAAGCAAAAGAUGGUGACCAUGAGGAAAAUGAAGUUGCUCACCUUCCUCAUUCUCCUCGUCUUCCUCACUUCCUUCUUCCUGAACUACACCCCCACCGUGGUGACCACCAUCUGGUUCCCCAAGCAGAUGGUCAUCGGGAUUUCAGAAAACUUCCGGAAGCUCAUGAAGCUCCCUCCUAGGUCCUGCACCUGCAGCCACUGUGUCAACGAGCUCAGAGUCUCGCACUGGUUCGACGAGAGGUUCAACGAGACCAUGCAACCACUGCUGACGCUGCAUAACUCGCUCAUGGAGGAGGAGACCUACAGCUGGUGGCUGAAGCUUCAACGGGAGAAGAACCCCAAAAACCUGAACGAUACCAUCAAGGAGCUGUUUAGCGUGGUGCCUGGGGAUGUAGACCCCAAGCUGGAGAACGAGUCGGUGGGCUGCCGGCGCUGCGCUGUCGUAGGCAACUCAGGCAACCUGAAGCAGUCACAGUAUGGUUCCCAGAUAGAUGAGCAUGACUUUGUUCUGAGGAUGAACAAGGCCCCCACAAUGGGGUUUGAGGCCGAUGUCGGGAGCAAGACCACCCACCAUCUUGUGUAUCCUGAGAGCUUCAGGGAGCUGGGGGAGAACGUCAGCAUGAUCCUGGUCCCCUUUAAGAUUACUGACCUGCAGUGGGUGGUCAGUGCCACCACCAAGGGCACCAUCUCCCACACUUAUGUCCCUGUCCCCAUGAAGAUCAAGGUGAAAAAGGAGAAGAUCCUCAUCUACCACCCAGCCUUCAUCAAGUACGUCUUCGACAACUGGCUGCAGGGCCACGGGCGGUACCCAUCCACUGGCAUCCUCUCUGUCAUCUUCUCCCUGCACAUCUGUGACGAGGUGGACUUGUACGGCUUCGGGGCUGACAGCAAAGGGAACUGGCACCACUACUGGGAAAACAACCCGUCGGCAGGCGCUUUCCGUAAGACAGGGGUGCACGACGGAGACUUUGAGUCCAACGUGACGGCUACCUUGGCCUCCAUCCACAAAAUUCGCAUCUUCAAGGGGAGAUGACGCGGGGAAGGGUCAGGACCGCUGCACCGGCUCCUUCCUCUCCAUCUCCAGCCCCUGCACCUCACCAGAGCUGCCCCGCUCCAGUAGCUUCAAGGGCCCAGCCCUCUCGCAGCCAUGGGUACCCCAAUUUUUGGCAGCAUCUGCUCACAGGGUCACUGAGCUCUACCAGGCUGGAGAGCAGGUCUCUGAAUUGGCCAUGAAGGAGAGAACAUGGCUCUCAAGGCUGGGGAAGGUGGGGAGAUGCUGGGCAAGGUUCACUCUGAAAGCACCAGUCAUGUCAGCUUCAAGAUGCAAAGGGAGUCAAAUCCUGAAGACCCCCGAUUCUAAGGAAAAGGACCAUUUCCCCUUGAGGAUGGGCAGAGACACCUCCUCUGUGGAGCAGUCCUGGCUGACUUCAGCUCCACUCCUUCCUGGGAUGUUCCUGGGUGAGGAUUACUUAUGGAACAGAGCCAUGGGCCCACAUAGCACUGGGGUGCAAUGAUACCUUCUUUUCUGGAGGCCAAGCCCAGCCCCUUGUUUGGCCAGAUAAGCUCGUCUUCCCUUCCUGCCCCAAAGCUCGUUCGUGAUGGCCAGGAGGCCUCCCCACCCCAAAGGUCUUCACAGAAACUUUGCAAGGUGGUUCUGGCUUCAGGAGAUGUCUUCUUCCCAAACAGAUGCUCCUUUGUUGUUAUAAUGAUGGCUGAGAGCAGAUCGGACUACUUCCAUGUGCCUUCGUAUCUGGGAAGGAAACUCAGGCGUGGGCUGAGACGAGGCAAAGCCCUGACUUGGACAGGGACCUCCAUCCACAGCCACCCUUGCUCUGGAGCUGGGGACAUUGUUUCCAUUUUAAAGACUGUUGAACUUGGCACCCAUAACCUUCCCACACCACAUAGGGGGCCUCUUUCACCCAGCAUCUUCCCCCAGAGCCCAGGCUCCGGACAAGUUCACGCUGGCCAACUACUUGGUGUCCUGGGGCUGGAAUGCAGGCCAAGGGACAGUGACUGACAGAGCAGGACACAUCAUACCUCAUCCUCUUCCUCCCCCAUGGGUCUCUUUCUUCCUCUUCAGCCUUCCUGAUUAUUUAUUGAUUUUUUUUUUUUUAAUUCAACUGACAUUUUGUGCACCCUGUGUUUCUGCUGAUGGUCUGGUGUCCUAAUUCAGCUUGCUGUGGCUUCACCAGGCAGCUGGGUGUUGGCAGCUUAAAGGAAGGCUUCCAUGAACUCUGGGACCUGGGGCUUCGGGGGCAUCUAGGACGUGGGAGAAGUCCUGUGGCGUUAGGUGCUAGGUUUAUGGAAUGCCCGGCCCUGCCUUCCAGCCUAACUUUCGGUCUCUCUUGUUGUGGGCUCGGAUUCAGUGUCAGGCUAGAAAUGCCCAAAAACCUUGGUGGAGCCGAUGGUGUGGUUGGGUGCCUGCAGUUGUCUUCUCUAGUUUCUGACAUUUAAUCAGAAAAACCACUUUUCCCAUUGAAAGCGCCUUCCUAGAAGGCCAUGGCUCUUGGGGAGGUGCAGCUGUUUCCGGAUGGGGUGUUUGGAAUGCCAGCCUCGGAAGCCCCGGCCUGCCCCUGCGGACCUCCGCACUCCAAAAAGUUCUGUUCUCAUCAUCCUCACAGUCUCCCUCUGCAAACCAGGAGAGAGGGAUUAUGGAUGCUUGGGCCCUUGGCCAGGGGCAUCGAUGGCUUCAGGCCAUUCACAAGAAUCCUCAGAAGUUACAUACCAAGCUUCCCCCCGCCCCCCUUUCUUUCUGAGUCUGGGCGUAUAAGCAUCUUUCUGGGGAGAGGCUCCAGAGCUUUAAUUGCCAAGAGGUUCAGAAAGUUUUAAAAACAAAAAAUUGUUCCAACUUUAAAAUUCUCCAAAAAGUAAGGUUCUCUUGACUGAUAAAGGCUCUUAAUUACUACGAGGUGGUCAUUCUGAUGGUAAACCCUCAAACGCCAGAGCUCGCAGCAGCGUGGUGGUGAAGUGUUCAGCAAGCGUUGGCUGGUUGAUGAUUUUCAGAAACAGGCCUUGAGAUAAAUGCAUACUUAUACAGAGAGCAGUGUCGACUCCUGGACACUUUGCCUUUUUCAUAAGAAAACCCAUUGUCAUGGAGUUGAUUCUAACUCAUAGCGACCAUAUAGGACAGAGUAGAACUGCCCCAUAGGGUUUCCAAGGAGCACCUGGUAGAUUCAAAUUACUGACCUUUUGGUUAGCAGUCGAGCUUUUAACCACUAUGCCACCAGGGCUCCCUUUUCCUAAAAGCGCAGUCUAUUUAGGGACAAGGGGUUCAGGCUUAGCAAUCUACUUACGUGGUUUUCCUGAGUAAGAAAAAAAAGGCCCCAUCAAGGGAAGACAUGUCCAUGUCUGAGCUUGGCACCACCUAGGGCAGCUUCUUGGCCUUGGUCUGCUCUCCUCCUCCCUCCUUCUAGAACAUUCGUGCUAUGAGAGACCUCCCAGCUCUCCCAUUUUACAGAUAAGAAUACCAAGGCCCAGAGAAUGGAAAUGACUUGCAAAAGUGAACCACUCAUGACAGAUAACAUAAUUCAAUCAGGUUUUGAUCAAGGAUAGAAUGUUAUUGGCUCCUUGUCUAAAAUGUUCAGCCAUGAAUUUUUCUAGCAAGGCUGUAUCCAACACCCCCCAUCCCCCCACUGUAACUGAAAUGUAGGUUUCAGAUCUCUGUUCCACCUCCCACCACCAAGCUUCACCCCCCGGCUGCCCAUGGUGGACCUCACAACCUCCAGUCUCUACCAUCUCCCCCAAUACCUUCCCAUGGAGGAGACAGUGUACCUCUUUCCUAAAGCCUCAGCAAACAUCUCUUUGUAUCUCAGUGGCUUAACAAUGGGCACUUAACCAAAUAAAAGCCAAUUAUUGUGGCCAGGACAAAAUGCACCAACUGGUCUAAGCCAUGCCAGCAGUGAGGGUGGCUGAGAAUCAGGUAAGGGAGUUUCCCAAAGGGUUGGAGGAUGCUAGGGAGGUGCUCAUGUGUCCGCCAUAGUCAGAGCUGGGGCACCAGCAGGAUGCCCACUCACGCCCCUGCAGCUCCUCCCAGGGCUCUGUCCACUCUGUAGGCAGGUAGUUCCUUAGGGACCAGCCCUGGGCCCUGGGCCCUGGGCAGGGGCAGAGGGGUCCCUGGUCCUGUCUGCAGCCAAUGUGCUGGACCUGAGGCCUCAAAGGCAGAACUGGUGAGGGUGGCCUCAGGGACCUCAGCAAUGUGCUAGCCUCCACCAAACCCUAGCGGGCCAGGGCACUGGUUUCCUGGAGCUGGAGCCCCCAGCAGCAAAGCCAACACCUGCAUUGCAUCCCUGGGACCGCCCCCCAUCACUCCCCACCCGCUUCCUGCGUCCCCGUGCUCUGCUCUCCCCUCCUUUUAGGGGAGGAAGGAGGUAGAUUUGUAGCCUCUGGCUCUGCAGAGGGAUUUGGGCUGGGAAGAAGGUCCUUAAAUUGAUAACCCUUGAAACUCUGGCUUUGUCAGGCAUUAUCCAGCAAGCCGUAUGGGCUGGGCUUGGUGGAAGAUGCCAGGAACGAGCAAGUAGGACAUAAAGUAUGGAAACUAGACAAGUGGGUAGACAGCAUCUAGAUGACUCUCCUAGUGAGAGGGCUGGUGGGGAGCCCUCAAAGGGCCCCAGUCCCCGCGGUGGUUGGGAGGAGCUGGUAGGCCAGCCCUGCCUCCAUGUGAACUGGGCCUCUGGACCAAAGCUGGAAUGUUCCAGACCUCAGAGGAUAUUUACAACCGUGAUGUUGGCUUCACCGUUUUCCUCAAGGUGGCCCAAACACAAAGAAAAAUGAAGACAGAAAAGAUCUCACUUUCUCUCGCACAUUUAUGGUCAAACAUGCUUUCUCCAGGGAAGCCCACAAUGCUAAGAUGGCUGAGUGCCAGCCAUGUGCUCUCAGGGACUGUCACCUGUCCUCGCUCCUCUGGAGAGCUCAAUAUGAGCACCUCCAGCUUGGCUGUCUGGCUUACAGCAAACAUGGCCAUAUGCCAACCAUCUGGUCAUCCCCGGAAAUCUUCCUCUCGUUUGUCAUGAAAAUGCCACCUCUCCUACCCCUGGGGUGCUUCACAACACCUUUGUGCAGAGACAAAGGGGGAGUGUCUUAGUUAUGUACUGCUGCCGUAACAAAAAUGCCACAAGAAUGGAAGCUUAUUUUCUCACCAUUCUAGAGUCUGAGAGUCCAAAUCAGGGUGUCAGCCACAUCAGUUCCUUCUGUGAGCCUCCCUCUUAGUUUCUCAUGUCUGUGGCGAUCCUUGGUGAUCCUUGGUGUCCCUCGCCAUCUGUCUUCGCCCUGUGUGUUUCUGUGUCUAUUCUGGUCUUUUUAUGACUCAGAAGGGAUUAAGUUUAGGAUCCACCCUACACUGGUGUGACCUCAUUAACAUAAGAAAAGAAAAAUCCUUUUUGCAAAUAGGGAGAGGCGUUAGGAUCUCAACCCAUGUUUGGGGGGAGGCCAUUCAACCGACAGUAGAGUCAGGAGGAAAGGCAGCAGAGACAGGCACAGAGCGUCUCAUAGUGGAUCAAUAUCUGGGCAUUAGCAACUUUGUUUUUCUCACCAAAAGAGCACCGUAAGAGGCAAGGCUGCCCCAAGCCCCCCGUUUUCCCUCCCUGCCCAUCCGGUGUGCCCACACGCAUGCUGAAGCCAAGCCUGCUGCUCAGCCUGCUAGCACAGUGCAGAGUCACCCAUCUGCUAUGGUCCUGAGCCAAGAGGUCAGCUUUAUCCCGAGCGUGUCAGGAGCCCCUCCCCGCCAGAAUGAACUUGGCCUCACCCCCCUUCUGCACAAUCGCGUCAGCACCUCCCUGAAUUCGCUCUCAAAGCCAAAGUCUCUUGAGCACUUUUUCUUCUUUGCAGCCUUGUUUGUUUUGUUGUUGGUGUUUUGGAAUCUGCUUUCUCUCUCCUGACCUGGCUCCUGUUUGUUUCCCAGCUGAGUGUUAAAUCUGGUUGCAUUUUGAAUGAAGUUAGCAAGAGUCCGCCUUCCUCGGCCCCUGCUUUAUUUUAUUUAUUGUUAAAUAUUUCCAGUGAUCAGAAUCAAAGUGAAUAAAGAGAAGAGCUAUUUUA